UCUGUGCGCGCCUGGCACAGGCGUGUGACACUCGGGGUGGGUAACGCAGAGGGGAGCAGCAGCAGAAGGUAGGAGGAAGAGGAGGAGGAACGGGGUGGGGGUGUCGAGACGAGAGAGUGGAAGACGGCUGGAACAAGAGGACACAGCAACCACGCGCAGACUUGCCUGGGACAGGCAACGCAGCAACAACAAUGCGCCCGCUGCUGGAGCAGACGCUGCUACUACUGCUGCUGCUCCACGUGUGCGCGCUCGCGAGCGGCGCGGCAUCUUCGCCCGGCCCUGCGUGCGACCGCCCGCUCGGAUCUCCGCUCGGGCCCGGUGCCUACGGCGCCUCGUCGGAGCUCUCGCCGGCACUGGCCGCCCACUUCGCACGGCUCAACAGCAGGGAAGGUGCGGGCGGUUGGGCUCCCUCUCCCGCUGACCCCUCCCCGUGGCUGCAGCUCGACCUGGGCGGCCGGUCGCGGGUCACGGCCGUGGCCACGCAGGGUCGCUACGGCUCGUCCGAGUGGGUGACGCGCUACCAGCUGCUGCACAGCGACACGGGCAGCAACUGGAAGCGGUACCAGCGCGACGACAACCUCUGGGCAUUCGGGGGCAAUGAGAACUCGGACGGCCGGGUCAGGCACGAGCUGCCGCGACCCCUGGUCACCCGGUUCCUUCGAUUUGCGCCGCUCGAUCCGGGCACCCCGGCGCGCAUCGGGCUACGCGUGGCUGUCUACGGCUGCCCAUACACUUCAGACGUAGCGCACCUGGAUGGACGCAGCGCCCUGGCAUACCGCUUUGCGCACAAGAGCAUGCGCACGCUGAAGGACGCCGUGGCGCUGCGCUUCAAGACGGCGGCGGCGGACGGAGUGCUGCUGCACGGGGAGGGGCAGCAGGGAGACUUCCUCACGCUGGCGGUUCAUCGCGCCCGACUGCAGUUGAACCUCAACCUCGGCAGCAGGCAGCAGCGCGCGCCCACGGGGCACACGAGCGUGACGGUGGGCACGCUGCUCGACGACCAGCACUGGCACGGCGUGAGCCUCCAUCGCCACGGCCGCCACGUCAACCUCACGCUCGACGGGCACACGCGCCACUUCCGCACCAACGGCGACUUCGACUACCUGGACCUCGACUACCAGUUGAGCUUUGGAGGGCUGUCCACUCCCGGGAAGGGCAGAAGCAGCUUCAAGCGAAACUUCCAGGGUUGCCUGGAAAACGUCAGCUACAACGGUGUCAACCUCAUAGAUCUGGCCAAGCGGAGGAAGCCAGCCGUGUACAUCACGGGGAACGUGUCCUUUGCGUGCGCCGAGCCGCGGGUGGUGCCCAUUACGUUCCCGCUGCCCGGCAGCUCCCUGUGGCUGUGGGGGCCGGCGUGGCACGAGGCGCUGUCCGUGGUGCUGGAGCUACGCACGUGGAGCGCACGUGGAACGCUCGUCUACACGGCCUUCUCGCCCGCCGGCCCGCGGGCGUCCUCUCUGAGCAUCGGCCUGGACGAUGGCCGCCUCACCGUGACACUUUUGCAGCCGGGCCGCGACGCCCUGCACCUGUCUGCCGGCUCGGAUCUGAACGACGGCCAGUGGCAUUCCGUGAGUGUCUCUCUCCGGAGGAACUUUGUCGGUGUGACCCUGGAUGGGGACGAGGCAUCUGCCAUCCAAUCGUACAACCCGCUGGACAUAUUGACGGGGGAUGUUUACUACCUCGGAGGAUGUCCGGCAGUGGCAGCGCCAGGACAGUGCCGGGCUCCACACGGCUCGUUCCUCGGCUGCCUGCGCUCCGUACGCAUCGCCGAGCAGGACCUGGACAUGAGUCUCGUGGAGCAGGGCAUGCUGGGAAAUUUUACCGGUGCACAACUCAACACGUGCGGCAUCCUGGACAGGUGCCUCCCAAACCACUGCGAACACGGAGGGAAAUGCAGCCAAGAGUGGGACUCAUUCUUCUGUGAUUGCGAUGGCACAGGAUAUCUGGGAGACACCUGUCACAAUCCCGUGUUCGAGCGGUCCUGCGAAGCAUACAAGCACCUGGGUGGCACGUCCGGCUUCUACCACAUCGACCUGGAUGGCAGCGGUCCCCUGGACCCUCUGCUCGUUUACUGCAACGUCACAGAGGAGCGCGUGUGGACCGUGCUGGCGCAUGACGGCACCGACGAGCGCCGAGUGCCCGAGACGAGCACUGCGCUCGCCGCCUUCGUUGCUCGAUUCGUCUACAACGCCAGCUCGGAGCAACUGUCCGCGCUGGUGGAGCAGGCUGAGCAGUGCCGGCAGGAGGUCGCCUACUACUGCCGAAGAUCGCGUCUCCUCAACUCGCCCGAUGGGCCUCCCUUCACCUGGUGGGUCAGCAGGACCAACGAGCGGCAGCACUACUGGGGCGGCUCCAGCCCGGGCGUGCAGAAGUGUGCGUGCGGCGUGGAGCGAAACUGCACGGAGGAGCACGUCCACUGCAACUGCGACGCCGACCGUGACGAGUGGAUGCACGAUUCCGGUUGGCUGACGAACAAAGAGCACCUGCCGGUGACGCAGCUCGUCAUUGGCGACGCGAACCGCUCGCGCUCGGCCGCCAGCUACCUCGUGGGGCCGCUGCGUUGCCACGGCGACAAGCAUUUUUGGAACGCGGCGUCGUUCUCCAACCGCACGGCGUACCUGCUGUUCCCGACGUUCCGUGGCGAGAAAAGUGCUGACAUCUCUUUUUACUUCAAAACGGUGGCGCCGUUUGGAACCUUCCUCGAGAACCUGGGGCUGCAGCACUUUCUGCGCCUGGAGCUGAAGAGCCCACUCGAGGUGAGCAUGCGCUUCGACGUGGGCGAUGGCCCCGUGGAGCUGAUCGCCGUGUCCCCGUGGCCGCUCAACGACGACCAGUGGCACCGGGUUUGCGCCGAGCGCAACGUAAAACGCGCCUCGCUGCAGGUGGACGACCUGCCCCGGCGGGUACGCCGCUCGCCCCCCGACGGACACACGCGCCUGCGUCUCAACAGCCAGCUCUUCGUGGGUGCCACUGCGUCCGGGAAGAGAGGCUUCCUGGGCUGCCUGCGCGCGCUGCAGAUGAACGGCGCCACGCUCGGCUUGGAGGAGCGAGCGCGCAGCGCGGUUGGUGGAGUGAACCCUGGCUGCACGGGCCACUGCAGCAGCUACGGGUCGCUGUGCCGCAACGGCGGGCGCUGUGUGGAGCGCUACAGCGGAUACACGUGCGACUGCACGCACACGCCAUUCGACGGGCCUUUCUGCACGCAAGAGGUGGGUGCCUACUUCGAGGCAGGCACAGUGGUGCAGUUCUCCCUGGACUCGGAGUCGUCGCCGGAGCAGAGCGUAGAAGAGGACGAGGACGAACAAGCAGAGGAGGAGGAGGGGACAAUGGCGGCAGUAGCAUCCAGUCUCGGCAGGGAUGACCUGGAUGAGGAGAGGGCGAUCUUCAGCUUCAGCACGGUGCAUGCUCCCGCUGUGCUGCUCCACGCCAGCAGCCACGCAUACCCAUCCUCCUACCUCGCCAUCGUCCUCGAGCACAACGGCAACCUGCAGCUGUGGUUUGGUGGCGGUGGCACCUCAUCGCCACGCACCGUCUCGGCCGGCAUGCGGAACCUGGCCGACGGGCAGGUCCACGCGGUGAACGUGACGCGGCGCGGCACCCUCAUCCUCCUGCAGCUGGACCAUUACCUCCCCACUGCGCAUCGCCUGCCGGCCGGCCAUGCACCUCAUCCCCGAGCUGCCGACACACUCUACCUCGGCCGGGUGCCCGACGAGGUACCACUGGAGCCGGAGGUCGCUGGACUGAACUGGCGAGGGUUCGGCGGCUGCCUCUCCCGAGUGCAGUACAACGGCCGGGCGCCGCUCAAAGCCGCCCUGCGCCCGGGACCGCACUCUUCGCUUGUCGUCACGGUGACGGGACGCCUCGUCCCUUCCAGCUGUGCGGCCGUGCCCCAGACGGUCGCUCCGGUCUCCCCGAGCACGCCAUACCCGUGGGCGCACCAGCAUGAAGCGGAGGAGGAGGAGUGGAGCGAGGACCCCGUCUCGACACCGCUGAGCGCUGACUCGAUUGUGAUAGGAGGAGCGAUCGCAGCGUCGUCCUUUGUCAUCCUGGCCGUGCUGGUGCUCAUCACGCGCUACGUGCUGCGGCACAAGGGCACGUACCACACGCACGAAGUGAAGGGCUCCGACGCGGGGGGAAAAGCGGACGCCAUCAGCCCCUUGCCACCGCCGCCGCCACCACCGCCGCCGCCGCCUGUGCGUACCGACGAGAGCCCUCGCGAGUGGUUCAUCUGAGACGACAGCACCUGCGGUUUGUGUGCAAACGUGUAAAUGUGAAAUUGCAGACGCUUGUUGUGCGGUCCGUUUGGUGUUCAAAUUGUUUUACGUAUUUAUUUAUCAUUAUUGACUCUUAAGGGAUGAUUUGGAUAGCAAAAAAAAAAAAAAUUGCUGUAAAUGACAUUUUAGAGCGGGAAUAGAAAAUUGGCUCUGGAUGUUUUGCGUGAAGCGUUUAAGUGGAUUGUAAAACAUCACGCUGAAAUUUGAAAUAUAUAUACGUAUAAAAUAAAAUCCCCAUCAGUCUAGGACUGACUGACUAACCAAAAAUAAGCACACGCUUUGGGACUGGAAUCCUGAUUCAAGUGGUGAAUGAUGAAUGCGAACGAUUAAUGGGCAGAAAUGCGGAUGGUAGGGAUUGAAUGAUGUAUUGCAGACGUUGUUGCACAAGCUGUACAUUUGUGAGUAAUGUGUUCUUUUUGAAAGUCUUUUUGACGCAGUGGGAAUUGCACAAGAUGUUUUAGUGAAAUAAAACGUGAAGAUUGUAAAGUAUAAUGCAAGUGUAAAUCCAUCUGACGAUGUAAUCUGUCUAUUAGCAUUAACUUCCGUGGCAUUUGGGACGUGAGCAUCUGUUUCGCGUGAUUUCUGUUGAUCUCGUUUGGUCUCGUGCAGCGGCACAGGUGGCCAAGACGUUCACAGGAAUCCUUGAAUAAACCUCUCUCUGCAGAUGGUUCCCACAUCCCAAGGAGGUUUUACGAAAGUGGUGAAUUGGAAGCUCCUGCAAGGGGCAGCCACUGAUUUAACUAUAUUUUUUAAUAUAUGCGGACUUAGCUGUAAGGGUAUACGCGUGGUUCACAUGAUCAAGUUUGUGCUGUGAUGUGUGUGAAUCAUUAGAAAAACCUUCACGAUCCAAGUUGCACUCAGUUGGCCAAAUACAACUUGUUUUGAUUCUGUGAACGGCAAUGAUAAGCAGGACGAUGAUAAACUCUCGUGAACUUUUAUUAAUAGCAAAUUAAUAUUAAAUAUAACGCGUAUGUGAAAUUGUAUUAAAAUGUAUUUACCACAAUGCAAUUACAAACCACAAUUUAAUUUAGCGCGAAUAAUUUAUCACCUUCAGGAUGACAAAGCGUUCCUUUGCCGGGCCUGUUCUUUUGACAUUCCCAAUUAGUUUAUUUUGGCUUGGAUCGUCUAAGUAUAAUGCCAAAUUUGACAUUCCCAUUGGCAUUUGCAAACAUUGCAUAAUGCGAUUGUCCAGUACUGCAGCCGUUGCAGAGGAGGGUGCAGACUCGGUCAUGUUGCAAAUGUUCAUAAAAAGUUGUCAGUGCAUUCUCACACCCGCACGUCGCAUCGGGCCCUCAGAGGCGCCAGCGUGCGGCGAGGUAGCAGCUGCUGUUCGGUACACCAGUGUGUGGUUUUACGCCACGUGUCAGUAUUUGCUUGUCGGCCGCUUGACUGUGGAGGCCACUUGUUUUCUCACGGAAAGUCUGCAUGUUCUGUGAAACCUGCCACACGAAUGUUGGCUGGCAGGGAUGGGCUCGUGGGUUCCUUUGCCUCAGCCCUGCAGAGCUUUAAAUCCGUUUUUGCAUACGGCCAUUAUGACGAAUAUAUAACACUACGUGAUCACUGGGAAGCUCAGUCACGUGUCUGUUUCCACUGCUAGGUUACGUCCUCUCAAUGUCACCAUCACCUCCUUUCCAACAGGAGGAGAACACAUUUUGCUUUCUGAAGUAUUUAUUGUUACGAGAGCAUUUUUUCUGGUCACGUGCUGUAUCUCCCGAUUGGCUACUUUUAAGACCGAACAAGGUAAUUCACUUUUGAGUGCAAUGUAUCUGUGUUUAACAUCAUAAACUAAACUUUUACGUACUGCAUAAUGCAUAUAUUGUAAACGGCUGUUACAAGCACAUUAGAAAAUGAUUGUCUGUUGUAUAUAUAUUA
Molecule: messenger RNA, 6146 nt
Organism: Lethenteron reissneri (Far Eastern brook lamprey)
Lineage: Eukaryota; Metazoa; Chordata; Hyperoartia; Petromyzontiformes; Petromyzontidae
Product: contactin-associated protein-like 2
Source: RefSeq, a predicted model, not a curated record